Molecule: messenger RNA, 4422 nt
Organism: Schizosaccharomyces cryophilus OY26
Lineage: Eukaryota; Fungi; Ascomycota; Schizosaccharomycetes; Schizosaccharomycetales; Schizosaccharomycetaceae
Product: AMP binding enzyme
Exons: 2
Coding region: 1-4422 (1473 amino acids)
Cellular component (GO): cytosol
Source: RefSeq, a predicted model, not a curated record
AUGAAUUCAUCGCCGGGAGAUGCCGGAGAUUUUGAAAGGACAUACAGCAAUGCUAGUAAAUCCUAUGCGGAAAACACCGCAAGGGAGUAUGGGAACAAUGGCUAUAAUGAUUAUAUAGAUUACAAUUCGAAUUUUGCUUCUGGAAACGAGUAUGAUGCCCGUCCUUCGUAUUCGACAAUGAAUUCCCAGGAUUUUCAGUAUCCUUCUAUUGAAAAUUCGGGUUAUUUACCAUCCUAUCCUUCUAAAGACGAUAAUAUAAUGAUGGCAGAUGACUUAAUGGAGAAUUCCAAGUAUCAUGCAGAUGCCUACGGGUUUGAUGGUAAAAACUUUGGGAGUCGACUAGAAAUGGAUGAUUCUUUCGCUGAUGCUCAAUGGGCACAUUUGGCUGGUAAACAACAGCAUCCUUUGGAACCCCGUGAAAUUCCUUUUCCUGUUACUGAUCCCCUGAAUCCGAAAAUUGAAAUGAAGCAGUUUGCGAAUAUCGCUGCUGUUCUUCGCUAUCGUGGAGUCCAUAGUGCUAAAAAAACGGCCUUUGUAAUCUUGGAUAGUAAGGGGAAAGAGUUUGCGUCUAGCACAUGGGAAAAGAUUGCUUCCCGAGCGGAAAAGGUUGCUCAAGUCAUACGCGACAAGAGUGGUUUAUUUAGAAGCGACCGAGUUGCCCUUAUGUAUCGUGAUAGUGAAGCUAUCGAUUUCAUUGUUUCUCUUUUUGGGUGUUUUAUUGCCGGUGUAGUAGCAGUUCCAGUAAACCACUUCGAUGAUUUCAACGAGCUAACAUCCAUCUUCGCGACUACCGGCACUCGAUUAGCUUUGACCACUGAUGCUAACCUGAAGAGCUUUCAACGGGAUCUUAAUGCUAAAAAGUUACAUUGGCCGAGAAACGUAGAGUGGUGGAAAACAAAUGAGUUUGGUGGGUUCCACUUUAAAAAGAAAGGUGACUUACCGCCCUUACAGGUACCAGAUCUCGCUUAUAUUGAAUUUUCUAGGUCUCCACUUGGCGAACUACAUGGUGUAGUCAUAUCUCAUCGGACUAUUUUACAUCAAAUGAACUGUUUUGCGGCCACUCUUUCUACUGCUCCUUCCUACGAUUCUGAUAAAUUGGAUUAUUUAUCCGUGGAUCGUGAAUAUUUUGAAGGUGUUAGUAAGGCUGGUUUAUUUUUGACUUACUUAGAUUUACGUCAAGCUAUUGGCUUAAUUCUCGGUGUUUUGCAUACGGUGUUUUCGGGUUACACAACUGUAUGGUGCCCACAAAGUGCUGUUUUUGUGCCUGGUUUAUGGGCAAAUAUCGCUACACGAUAUCGUGCAAACUACAUGGUGACUGACUACGCUGGUUUGAAGGCAGUAGCUUAUAAUUACCAAAACGAUCCGAAGGCUACUCUCGGAUUUAGUAAAAAGCAGCCAGUCGAUCUUUCAGCAUUGAGGAUGUGUAUGGUUGAUUGCCUUAACGUCGAUUGUGAGUUCCAGGAAAUUGUAUCCGAUCGGUGGUUAAAACCAUUAGGUAACCAUAAUUCUCGUGCAACAUUGGUACCUCUUCUAUGUCUCCCAGAACAUGGUGGUAUGGUUAUCUCUAUGAAGGAUUGGGUAGGUGGAGAAGAGUUUAUGUCUCCUAGAGGAUUCCAAGUUCCUCGUACUCCGGAAAAUGAAAUUGCUGAAGUGCUGUUGGAUAAAGAAUCGUUGAAGCUUAAUGAAGUCGUUGUUUUGGCUGAAGAUGAGAAAGCUCGUCGUCAAUCGAAACACCCUAGUACUAUUCGACUUGGAGCAUUCUGGUAUCCUUUUGUUGAUGCUACCUUAGCAAUUGUCGAUCCUGAGACUCAAGUAUUAUGCAUACCUAAUGUAGUUGGUGAGAUUUGGGUAGAUUCUCCUUCAUUGUCUGGUGGGUUCUUCGGUUUACCUAGACAAACUGAAGCUAUAUUUCAUGCAAAAACUUACUUUAUAUCUUCUGAUACUUUUGAACCAAUUGCUUCGAAUCAGGAAUUUUUGCGAACUGGGUUGCUAGGAUUUAUCCAUAAAGGUAAAAUCUAUGUAUUAGGUUUAUAUGAGGAUCGCCUUCAACAAAAAGUUGAAUGGGUCGAUAACGGGAAGCAGGACACUAUAUUUUUUCAUCAUUAUACAUCUCAUUUGGUUACUACUAUCAUGCGUACAGUAACUAAAGUUUUUGAUUGCUCAACUUUUGACAUAUACGUAAACAGUGAGCAUUUGCCCGUUGUUUUACUGGAGAGUCCAGCAGCAAGCGUGCCAGCUGAAGCAGGUGGUACUCAGUUUUUACUAAACUAUGAUAUGCUGAAUCAAAUAACCACAGAAUGUAUCGAAUGCCUAUUGGAAUAUCAUCAGGUUCGUGUCUAUUGUGUGUUGAUUUGCGCUCCAUUCACGUUACCAAGAGUGACUAAGAACGGUAGACAGGAAAUCGGAAAUAUGAUGUGCCGAAGGGCUUUUGAGCAUGGUACACUUCCAUUUGUUUUUGUAAAGUUUGCAGUUGAACGUGCCGUCCUUAAUCUUCCAGUAGGUGAAGAUGCCAUUGAUGGUAUCUGGUCAAACUAUGCUAGUAAUAUUCGACAAAAUUUCCUUUUUGAUCAAGAACUACAAUAUAGUGGUUACAUCGAGCGUUCAAUUCAGUUGGAUGGAAAAACAUUGGUCAAUAUAUCAUCAUACAGAAGUAUAUUGCACAUACUUCAGCUUCGUGUAAAAGAAAAUGCAGAUGAUAUCGCAUAUGUAACUAUAGAUGGACGUGGACGUGAGGGAAAAAACAUAACUUGGAGAAAAUUCGAUCAAAGAGUUGCAACCGUGAUUCGAUAUUUGCAAAAGAAGAAGUACCUAAAGACUGGAAGAGUUGUCGUACUAAUGUAUACGCAUUCUGAAGAUUACGUUUAUGCUUUAUACGCUUGCUUUUACUUAGGUUUGAUUCCUAUACCUGUUCCUCCUUUGGAUAAUACUCGGCUCUCUGAAGACGUUCCGGCGUUCUUGUUUCUCAUAAAGCGGUAUUAUGUCAGUGCUAUUUUGCUAAAUUCGGAAGCUGAUAUGGCAAUCCGAGGUAAGAAUGCAGCGCAACACCUGAAGCAGUCAGCUAUGGCUGCUAAAGUGGUUCUUCCUUCGUUUAUAGUCACUUCUAAGUUGAGCAAACAAACGAAGAGUAUUAAAGAAUUAGGCGUAACGUUGGAUCCUGUAUGCUUGGACCCUGCUUUUCCUGCAUUGGUAUCGGCGUACUGGUCUCCAGAUCACAAAAUAACUUUAACGGCUUAUAAUCAUGAAACGUUGCUCUCUUCAUGCCAAAUUCAGAAGGAAACAUGCCAAAUGACGCACAAAAGGCCUGUACUAGGUCAUGUACGGAGCAUGAGUGGUAUAGGCUUUUUGCACACCUGUCUCAUGGGUGUAUUUCUAGGAACAACUACAUACUUGUUGUCCCCUUUGGAUUUUGCGAAUAAUCCGCUUUUGCUUUUCCAAAUAAUCUCCAAGUAUAAAAUCAAAGAUACGUAUGCUACGUUUCAAACACUAAAUUAUGUUCAGAAUAUGCAACCCACCAAAUGGCCAAAUCUAUCUUGCUUAGAAAAUUUAAUGAUACCUCAUGACGGACGAGUCAAUGCUUUUUACAUUUCUGAAUUGCAAAAGUUCUUUAUGAGAUAUGGCGUAAGUCCGUUUGCUUUUAGUAUUUUAUACAGCGGCUGCCUUAAUUCCUUUGUUACUACAAGGUCUUAUAUGGGAGCUACUCCUACUAAAUACUGUGUUGAUCUUCGUGCGCUGCGUCAUGGGUUAGUACAGCCUUGUGACUCUGAAAAUAAAACGUACUCCUUACCUCUUUUGGACUCGGGAAUGGUUCCAAUAUCUACUCAAGUUGCCAUUGUUAAUCCAGAUACUAGGGAGCUAUGCCGUCUAGGUGAAUAUGGCGAAAUUUGGGUACGUUCGAGUGCCAAUGCCAUUUCCUUUUUCCAAUCCAGUGAUCCAGUCGAUAUGAUGAGGUUUAAUGCUUCUUGUAACAAUGAAUUCAUUGGUAAUGGGCAAUACGUGCGUACCGGAGAUUUGGGAUUCCUCCAAAUUACAUCCCAAUCAAUGGGACCUGGUAACCCGAUUGUUGAUAUGCAGCUAUUAUACGUUUUGGGUCCCGUAGGAGAGACAUUUGAGGUUAACGGAUUAAGCCACUUCCCUCCUGAUAUUGAAGAUACAAUUGAAAGUAUUUUGGAUGAGCACCAAAUCAUCGUUGACACUGUCGCUUUUACAUCUCGAGGAAACUUCCCUCGAUCUCGUCUGCGUGAGAAACAACGAGGUAAGAUUCUCGCUUCAUGGAUUACUAGAAGAUUACGCACAACACAAAUAUUUUAUAUUAGGGGUUCUGCUGAUAAGUCACAAGAAACAUACAUCCCUUAUUUUAGUUCAAAUACUAGUGCAACACCUUCCAUUAGUUCGAGAAGUACGGCAACUCAACGAGUUUUUUGA